AUCUUUUGAACAUAACAUCAACCAAAAAUGGAAUUCACUAAGCUCGUUUUCCUAGGCAUGUGUUGCAUUGCCUUAAUCUCAAUUCAUAUUUCUCUGGCCAAUGCUGAUCCAUUGGCUGAUGAAUUCGUCGAAGCACACAACAAAUAUCGUGCAGUGGAAAAUGUUCCUCCGCUUUCAUGGGACGAAACAGUCGCAGAUUAUGCUAGAAAUUAUGCCAAUUCAAAAGCUGAGACUUGUGAAAUGGUGCAUUCGCAUGGACAAUAUGGUGAAUGCUUAGCCAUGGGUAAUUACGACGUUUCACCUUCAAAGGCGGUGGAGUUGUGGGCGGAUGAGAAACAAUACUAUGACCAUGCCUCCAAUACAUGUGCCGAAGGCCAGGUGUGCGGCCACUACACUCAGGUGGUCUGGGCAAAAUCAACCCACAUUGGGUGUGCCAAGGUUCGUUGCCAGAAUGGAGGUACUUUUAUAACAUGCAACUAUGAUCCUCCUGGUAACUAUGUUGGCGAAAAACCUUUUUAGAUGUUCACCUGGGAGAGGAGUCCGGCUCCUGCUUAAAACCACAUAUAUAAAUGAAUAUUUAUUUUUCUGCUAAUUUUGAAUUUUGAUUUUAGAAUAGAAAGGAGAGGACACAUUUGUUAUUAUUAUUAAACCUCCUAUAAUUUACGUUAAUAAUGUAAUCUGUAUUGAUUGAUUCUGAAAAAAAAAAAAUAAAAAAAAUAUUUGACUUGUA
Rosa rugosa (rugosa rose) is the source of this 730-nucleotide messenger RNA. Its product is annotated as pathogenesis-related protein 1A-like. The transcript has a single exon. The coding region runs from base 28 to 519 and encodes 163 amino acids. The record is from RefSeq and is a predicted model, not a curated record. Gene Ontology annotation, cellular component: extracellular region. NCBI's taxonomy places the organism in Eukaryota, Viridiplantae, Streptophyta, Magnoliopsida, Rosales, Rosaceae.